AUGGUGCGUCUUUCCUCUCUUUUUACCUUCCUCGGGCUCCUGGGCACGCCUCUAGUGGCUGCGGCCUUCAACGAAACAGAGCAGAAUGAGAAUGCUACCUGUGAUAAUAAAUGCUUCUAUAGCUCCUUCAACGGGUCCUGCGCCAACGACGCGACAUGCAUGUGCGACCAGACGAAAUACCGCGAAACCUACUUUUGCUGCCUGGGAACGAAGUGCGCCAGCUCCGUCUUACCUGACGCCAUCGUUCGUCAGGAAUCAGCUUGCGAAGCCUGGAAUAUGCCAUUCACGUUCGAUGCCUUGGCUGUUUGCGGAAUUACCCUGACCACCUCCACGACUGUCUCUACAAGCGCUGCUUCUACCGGCGCCGCGAACUCCGCCGCGUCGACAACCUCCACAACCUCCACAGCCUCGGCGACCGCCUCUGCCGGUUCCUCCACUGGUACAUCAGCGGUAUCUUCCACCAAUGCAUCCGGGUCAACGUCUACGGCCAGUAAGGCCAGCACGGGUACGUCGACAUCAACCCCGACGGGUAAUGGCGCGUCGUCAAACAAGGUUAUGCUGAAUGCUGUUGUGGGUAUCGUUGCUGCAUCGGUGAUGUUGUCCUAA
Molecule: messenger RNA, 606 nt
Organism: Penicillium subrubescens
Lineage: Eukaryota; Fungi; Ascomycota; Eurotiomycetes; Eurotiales; Aspergillaceae
Exons: 3
Coding region: 1-606 (201 amino acids)
Source: RefSeq, a predicted model, not a curated record